Molecule: messenger RNA, 2312 nt
Organism: Pezoporus occidentalis (night parrot)
Lineage: Eukaryota; Metazoa; Chordata; Aves; Psittaciformes; Psittacidae
Gene: ACMSD
Product: aminocarboxymuconate semialdehyde decarboxylase
Exons: 10
Coding region: 113-1123 (336 amino acids)
Biological process (GO): secondary metabolic process
Cellular component (GO): cytoplasm; cytosol
Molecular function (GO): hydrolase activity; carboxy-lyase activity
Source: RefSeq, a predicted model, not a curated record
UCACAACAGCGGCCAAAGUUAAUAACCUGCUGAACCAGGCACAGGAAGGAUAGUAGCAAUUACACAGAAAACAUUUUCAUUGAAGCAGUAUUUCUCCUUUGAUACUUUAAAAAUGAAAAUUGAUAUUCAUAGCCACAUUCUACCUAAGGAAUGGCCUGACCUAGAAAAGAGAUACGGGUAUGGUGGAUGGGUACAGCUGGAUCAUCACUGCAAGGGACAGGCAAAGAUGAUGAAGGAUGGAAAGGUUUUUAGAAUUAUUCAAGAGAACUGUUGGGAUCCAGAAGUACGGAUUAAAGAGAUGAACGUAUCAGGAGUCACAGUCCAAGUCCUUUCCACAGUCCCUGUCAUGUUCAGCUACUGGGCCAAACCUCAGGAUACUUUAGAUCUAGCCCAGAUAUUAAAUAAUGACUUAGCUGCUACAGUAAAAAAAUACCCCAAGAGGUUUAUCGGCUUGGGUACAUUACCUUUGCAAGCUCCAGACCUGGCUGUGAAGGAAAUGCAUCGCUGCGUGAAUGAACUUGGAUUUCCUGGAGUACAAAUAGGAUCUCAUGUCAAUGAAUGGGACCUGAAUGCACCAGAACUCUAUGAUAUUUAUGCUGCUGCUGAACAAUUAAACUGCUGUCUCUUUGUGCAUCCCUGGGACAUGCAGAUAGACGGAAGGAUGUCCAAAUAUUGGUUUCCCUGGCUAAUAGGCAUGCCCACGGAAACAACCAUAGCCAUUUGCUCCAUGCUUAUGGGAGGAAUUCUUGAAAAAUUUCCUAAGCUGAAAGUUUGCUUUGCACACGGAGGUGGAGCUUUUCCAUACACAGUGGGGCGAAUCUCCCACGGAUUCAAUAUGCGCCCUGAUUUGUGUGCACUUGAUAAUAAGGUGGAUCCAAGAAAAUACCUUGGUUCAUUUUACACAGACUCCCUUGUCCAUGACCAUGGUGCACUAAGGCUGCUGACAAGUGUAAUUGGAGAGGACAAAGUUAUUCUGGGGACAGAUUACCCUUUUCCACUUGGCGAGCUGGAACCUGGAAAAUUGAUUGAUUCAAUGGAAGAUUUUGACAAUAAACAGAAGGAUAAACUCAAGGCUGGAAAUGCUCUGGAAUUUCUGGGUCUUAGCAGAAAACAAUUUGAAUGAUUAUAAAGAUAUUAAAGAGACCAAACUUCGGAAAUAAUGCAGAAUCCUCUCAUUUGCAUGUGCAACUAUACAGGUGAAAAACAAAUUUGACAAGUACAUUACAGCCUAAACCAAAUCCAGAACAAAAACAAGUGUCCUGGAAAUGAGUAUGCACAGGUGUUUCUGUGUGUUUGAGGAUUUAGGUCAUGUUUUAAACAAUUCUGAAAUUCUAGGUUUCACGGAAAAAGAAAGAUUUCCUCUUUUGCAGUUGUAAUAAAAAUCUCUGAAAGAUAAUCAGUGUUGUGGUAUUAGGACUUGAUUCCCAGGAGAAAGAACAGAGAAAAUUAUGACUUGCAUCCAUUACAUUUCAGUUUUGUUAUGCCCAAUAAACAGAAUUUAAAAGAAUCUCAAACCAGAGGUUUUGUUGGUGCCCAGUAAAAAAAAUAAGACAUUUGCCUUUACCCACGGAAUGAGGUGGCAGUAUACACGCUGCAGCUCAGCACUCCAAGCACACGCACCAACACUUCAGAAAUGUUGUGAUAGGAUGAAAAAGGUCUGUGUGUGGACUUGUACUUUGCAGCUGCCACCUACACCACUGGCAACUUCAUUCAUCUGACGCAAUUUGAUCAAUGCAGUUGUAGGUGUACUAAUAAUGUAUUUGUGUGGGUAAUACGUUGUGCAUCGCUUUCAAAAUAAAUACUAGUAUUUAGCAACAGUAUGGUUUAAUGUUCCAGUCCUUAAAAAAAACUGCUUCUUAAAAGUAAGCUUGGCUACUUUAAAUGUUGAAAUGUUAAUGCGCUACAUAGUUGUAGUCCUGCUAGAGGAACGGAAAGAUGGUUUACUUUCUAGACUAUUGACUGAAAUGGGUUUUCAUGCUUAUCCACUGGGUGCACAGGUGUCCUCCUGAGAGGAUUUUAUAUCAGUCAUCAAAAUACUGAUGAGCACUUCCAGUCUCCAUUCUCAUGGGAUCCUUUGCUGGCUAUGCGUGCUGUCACCAUUCCUGUUUUGUCUUAAAAUGCUCCAGGAAAAACAGAAUUAGACAGCAUUUGGUUUUGUAGCUGUGUCCAUAACAAUCCUUAUGCCACAGGCUGCAACCAAAAGAUGCUGAACAUCAGCAGUUCGUGCUGAUACCAGUCUCUGCUGGACUACAAAGAAAGCUUUGUCCUUCUUUAAUGUCACACACAAAAAAAAAACAAACCAAAAAAACCAA